Molecule: messenger RNA, 3644 nt
Organism: Aureobasidium subglaciale EXF-2481
Lineage: Eukaryota; Fungi; Ascomycota; Dothideomycetes; Dothideales; Saccotheciaceae
Exons: 3
Coding region: 452-3514 (1020 amino acids)
Source: RefSeq, a predicted model, not a curated record
UGCUGUAUAGGUCAUCGCCAUCUGGGGAUAGACAUAGUGCCGUCCACUCCCACCUACGUGUCGCUCUUUCGUCGUUGCUGUUUCCAGUGAUAUGAAAUACCUCACGUCCUUGCCGAAGCUCGUAUUCGCUGGCGUCGCUUACUGGUUUAGUCUGCUGUUGCUCCGUCCUCUCCACGUCUGCGUUGCCAUCAAUCAGGAGAGCGUAUAGCAUUCCACGUGACUAGAAGCGGAUGUGUUGAUGAUGUAGUAGUCGUCGUCGUCGAAUGCAAGCUAGGUUCACUACGAAAAGGAUCAUGGUUUCCCCUCGUUGAGCUACGGUCUCCUCGCGCUCUCGAGCUUGAUUCGCUGUCGCUUUGCGCGUCCUUCACAUGUAGUCAUUUGCUUUUCCUCUUCAAGUAUCUGUGUCUUCCUGUCACACACCCUCCUUCUCAUCCCUCUUUCUGCCGACACCAUGUUGUACAUUCCCAAUGUCAGAGAUCUCAAUGCUCAGCCCCCUCCACUCUCUGCUGCUAUCAGACGCCUUCGAACCAACCAUCCCGCACGAAGACAAGCCGAAUUGAAGAGGAGGACCUACAGUAGAGAUCACGCCUUACUGUGUCUAGUGGGCAUCAUACCUGCCAAGUCGGCGAGUAGUCGUCGACCUGACCGCCAGCUUCCUCGAGCUCCUCUACCUCCCUUUCGUCCUCGAUCACGUGCGAGAGUCUUUCCGCUGCCGCUACCCACGCCGCCACUGACACCACCGGCGAGCUUCCGCUCCACCCUGCCCGCCGCUUCGGGCCCGUCGCUGCCAAGACUCACCGCUAUCACUCCUUCUGGUCAUGUGAAGAAGGCCGUCGUCCCAGUGACGACUGACCGAGUGGGAGACCGUGUACUUCAACGCCGUUUACUCAAACAUAGACCUGCUCGAGUCCUCUCCAUCGUUAACGAAGAGUCUAUCAACCACAUCAGAAUGGCUCGUCGCACCGAUGCAGACAGCGAUCUCUGCCUCGUGCCUCCUGGCAGCGAGAAUGCUGUACCCACUGUGCGUGGUAUAAUUGAAGAGUACUACGAAGAAAAGGAGCAUGAGCAGUCUGGUGGCAAUGACAAGAGAACUCCCGUGUACUUGUCCCCCAAGUUGGCUCAUUCUAAGUUGAAGACCGUCCACAAGACGAACGCGGACCCUGUCGUCGACUCAAGCGUCGUUCGUGUUCCGCCCAAGGCUCAGCAGCUCCUUGGCUCUCCUCAGCACAACAACAGUGACUGGCGCCGCUUCGGAAGAGUCGAUCCCUUCCCACUUCACUCGAAGAGCGCUUCUGUCAAUUCACCCAGACGCACCGCAUCGUCGAAAGUGGUUAGUCUACUCACACCCAGCAAGUCGAGAAAGACAUCAACUUCAGCACUUCCUCACAGCCAGAUUCACACCUCUUCGUCUUCGCAGCACACAUCAAUUUCGCGCGCGCAGAACGAAUUCACAUCCCCUCUCAAACACUCUACUACUCUUUACCCAACCACAACACGCAGCAACAUGUCUGCACAAUCCCCUCCUGACAAGCAGGCCGUCGCUGGCGCCUCUCCUAGCAAGAGCCCAGUCAAGCCUAUUCCUUCGCCUGCCCACUCGGGCUCCUCGCUUCCCAGGUUGGUGGUCUCUCCCAAGAGGGAGGAUUCCUCUCUCAAGCGCGCUUUCUCUACCCUCACACCCAAGCGUCUCCGUCAAAACAGACCUCCCACUCCCCCCAAAAAGGAUACCCCUCCUCCUCAGGGCGAGCCAUCUGCCGGACUCGAACCAUCGGCUAACAUCACCGACGUUGGUAGAGCAUUUGACGCUUACUCCGGUAACGCCUUCGCCUCUGCACCCGAAGACGACAAGGUGUCCAUCAAGAGCACCGGCACCAUCACCAUCGCCAUUGGCGAUGAAUGCGGCCCCGUUCAAGAGGUCAAGGCCGGCGUCUUGAGAUUUACCCACCAACCUCAUUCCAUGUUCAAGGGCCAGCAGGCUGUCUUCGACGCCGACCCCGAGAUUGUCCGCCAGAUUGACGAGGAAUUCCAAUCUCCUCCUCUCCCUGCCACUCUCUUCAGAACUCCUCGUUCUGACAAGGGCGCAUUCGAGUCUGCUGACAAGUCCGUCGCUGACAAGACUCCUCGCUACAUUGAAGGCGGUCUUCUUGAGGGCGGUCUUCUGCCCGCCACUACCUACCAGCCCCCGACCAGCCGCAAGGAGAAGACUCAGGCUAUCUACUCUCCUUCUCUCUACAGCGUUCAGGAUGGCCACGAUGUCUUCCGCGUCGAUCACAGCGUCGCACAGGAGUUCGCCGCCACCUCGCCCGUCCCUAACAACUCGGUAAACAACUCUCCCGAGGCUGUGAAGCAGGUCAAGGGUGACCGCAACGCUACUGUUACGAGCCGCGAGCAGCUGAGCGGUGGUCGCUUGGUCGGCGCCCGUGUUUCUUCUCGUGUUGCACCCGUGCAGUACAUUAGUACUAUCGCGGGCAACGACUACGUUUACAAGCCCGAGGACCAUGUCUUCAAGCGUGCUCGUGUUCCCAUUGCGGGUACCCCUGUCCAGAGAGUCGAUGCUCCUUUCGAGUAUCCAAGUGCCGUGCCCCCUCCCCUCCGUCGCACCAGUCGCGACCGUGACGUCUCCAGCGGCAGCUCCUCUGCUCCUUCGCUUCGCGAAAGAUUCAUGAACAAAUCUGGGUUGGGCAUCAACGUCAGUGAGAACUCGGAUUACUUCGCCGACAACGAGACUACUCUUGGUGUUGAUGGUGACGGCAAUGAAGAGAGACGCCGUGAGACUAUCUCUAUGAGAACUCCUGCUGCUCCCAGCUUCACUCCCUCUUUCAAGUCUCCUGCAGUGCCUCGAAUGUGGCCUAUCACGAGAACUGUCAACCCUCACCGUCUCGCUCUUGGUCACGACGACAAGUACUGGCUCAACAGAGCCUUCGCUCACCUCGCCGAGGAUGUCAAGGAGCUCAACGACCAGACCCUGGAAAGCAUCGACAAGCUGACAAAGAAGACCAACGCUCUCACCCAAACCGACUCGCAGCACACCAAGACCAUUGCCGAUAUCUACAAGGCCAUUGCUGCUCUCCAGGAAGUGGUCAAGAAGUCUCACAACGAUGCUCGUGACAGCUUCCGGGACUUUCGCAGCGUUCGUGAUGGCGUCGACAACAUCCGUCGCUCGAUCAUCCAUAUGAGCGAGUUCCUUGUGGAUGACGAGAAGGUCGAACUCGUCUGCGAUAAGAUCAUUAGCACCGUCCACCCUACCAUUGUCAGAGGCCACGAGUAUGCUGCUGCCAACACCGAGCGUAUCCUUACCCGUGUCGACAAGUGCCACGACCAGAAGGCCAGAGAGCUUGAGUCCCUCAAGCAGAAGAACCGCAAGACCAACGAGCGUCUUGCUUCUCUUGAGGCUCGCCUUCUCGGUCCCCGUCCUGGCCAGGUGCAGAGCGGCGUUCACCCUUCUCCCAGCUCGUCGAACGGCUACCUUGAUGUCAUCAGCGACUACGCUGACAACAUCAACAACUCUGGCCGCUAAAUGUUCAGCAUUGUGCCGGACGCUCUUGCCUCCAUCCUAUGAAUGACGCGAACGACUGUCUCGGUGGUUUGCCCAUUCGGAGGCUGGAAAGACAGUUAAUUCAACGGUCUAUUGCGGCGUUUUGGCAACG